Messenger RNA from Alnus glutinosa, 507 nucleotides. Its product is annotated as glyceraldehyde-3-phosphate dehydrogenase, cytosolic-like. Bases 1 to 507 code for a protein of 168 amino acids. Lineage: Eukaryota; Viridiplantae; Streptophyta; Magnoliopsida; Fagales; Betulaceae. Gene Ontology annotation, molecular function: oxidoreductase activity, acting on the aldehyde or oxo group of donors, NAD or NADP as acceptor. The record is from RefSeq and is a predicted model, not a curated record. The transcript is spliced from 6 exons.
AUGUCUCCUUUUGAUGUUAUUAAUGAUAAAUUUGGCAUUGUUGAGGGUCUAAUUACCACUGUUCACUCCAUCACUGCUACUCAGAAAACUGUUGAUGGGCCAUCUAGCAAGGACCGGAGAGGUGGAAGAGCUGCUUCAUUCAACAUCAUUCCUAGCAGGAUAGAAAAACUAGAGUGGAGUAGCUCAAGCAGUCAGGCUAAACUUCUGGGUACCAUAGUAUCAAUCACAGGAGCAUCUGUUGUGACAUUAUACAAGGGCCCACCAAUCAUCAUUACACCCUCUUCUAGUCAACUUCUUCUGUCACCACAAUCAAGCUGGAUCCUUGGAGUAUUCACUCUGAUUAUUGUCAGAGACCCAGAUGCUUGGAGUUUAAGGCUUGACAUGGGUUUGGUUGCUAUAUUAUACACAGGUGAUGGAAGUUCAGAGAAAGAAGUGGAAGAGAAGGAAGUGGAAGUAGCAUCUUAUGGAAUAAUGUUUUUGGUGAAUUUUGUAAGCAGGGCAAGGUGA